Messenger RNA from Rhagoletis zephyria (snowberry fruit fly), 598 nucleotides. RefSeq lists its product as uncharacterized. NCBI's taxonomy places the organism in Eukaryota, Metazoa, Arthropoda, Insecta, Diptera, Tephritidae. The record is from RefSeq and is a predicted model, not a curated record.
UUUUACUUCUAAUACAUAACUACAUACUUAUAACUAUAUACAUAUACAAUCGCAAGUCAAUUUGAUUAAAACACAGUUAUGGAGCUGAAGACAAUACUACGGAUCGUGGAGCUGGUAAUAGCUGUUGUUCUACUGGUCAUUUGGUAUGUUCUGGGCGCAUAUGCAAACAGGGUGAUGAUAGUGUGCGGUACUGUUCUUGGAUUUGUCAUCAUUUGCGCUGUACUAGUGGCCCUUGAAUUCAUGGACUUCCAAGAUUCUCAUGCCUUUACGUUAAUUGGCGCUAUUCUAUUUAUUAUCUGUGGCGGAAUAAGUAUCGGCACGAUGCCUGAUUAUGGUGACGGGAGGGUUACCUGCCUAAUCGCAGGAAUUUUAUUCUUUUGUAAUGGCGUAGUUUUUCUGGUUGAUUUCAUUUUUGAAAUUAAAAAUAGCUCUGGCGGCAGGGCCUAAGGACAUGCGUACAUAAAUAUGUAUUGAGAUAGUUUUGCCAUUCAAUUCACUGCAAAUAUUCAGAAUAUUUGAAAUGAUUAGAUGCACGGUGCUAAUAAAUACAUUUAUUUGAUUCCGAAAUUAAACAAAUACAGACGUUCCAUGCGAAGAC